AAUUUACAAUGGAUUACAAGAAUCUAGCGCGCGAUAAUUGUUUACUAUCUAACUUUUUAUUGUGAUUUAACUUUUCCCUGUCUAGGAAUUUUGGCAUUAGGCGUAAAACCUUCGCGAAGAACACAAAUAAUUAAAAAUGAGAGUGCUACUGUUAACUCUGUUUGUUGCGGCGGUGACCGCCGUGCCCAUUCCUGAAGACAGUGGCAGCGAUGCCGUGGAGAUGAUCGUGAACGGCUUGCCCGAAGGCGCGGCGUUAGAGGUCAGCGAAAUUGUGGACAUCAAGCUCAACGAACACGCAGACGGUGAAAUAGUUGCUGCCACCAAUCUGCUGCACCCUUACACUGCCGUCGGAAUCGCUGAAGCUACCGCCGCUGCCGCGGCUGCUGCUCCUAGUGAAGUCAAUGUUGUUGACAGCAGUGAACCCCUUAUUAGCAGCCCCGAAUCCGUUGUGUUGCCGUCCCCUGCCGUUCCAGAAGUCGUCCCCGAAUCAGUCGUCUUGCCGUCUCCUGCCCUCCCAGAAGUUAUUGUCCCUGAACCCGUAGUCAUGCCGUCCCCUGCCAUUCCUGAAGUAGUCCCUGAGCCGGUUGUUUUGCCGUCUCCAGCUGUCCCAGAAGUUGUUCCCGAACCCAUAGUUCUGCCUGCCCCUGCCGUGCCUGAGGUGGUGAUUCCCGAGCCUGUGGUGCUGCCGUCCCCCGAGGUGGUAGACCACGAACAGUUGCCCGUUCCUAUUCCCCAAGUCAGUGGAGAUCUGUUCAAUGAUGGACUCGUGCAGGUCCAAUACAACGGUCCUGAACCCGGUAUGCUCGCCACCGUUCAGUCAUGGUUCAACAUGAUCAUCAACUACUUUAACGAUUCUUCAGAUUCUAUCAAUUCCGCUCACUUCUAAGAUGUUUCAACGUUUCUAUUGAUCUAAGAUUAAUUAGACAGUUUUUGUAAUUGUGUUUUAGUUUUGUUUUGUAAAGUUUAUUUCGUAUGUAUGUUUUGUUUUAAGAAAGAUAGUUGAAAUAUACAUUUAUUUUAUCGAA
This is a messenger RNA of Helicoverpa zea (corn earworm), 1025 nucleotides long. Its product is annotated as cytadherence high molecular weight protein 3-like. NCBI's taxonomy places the organism in Eukaryota, Metazoa, Arthropoda, Insecta, Lepidoptera, Noctuidae. The record is from RefSeq and is a predicted model, not a curated record. The transcript is spliced from 2 exons. The coding region runs from base 137 to 886 and encodes 249 amino acids.